CAGAGCCGGCACUGUGCCACUCACCGCUCUCGGUCUCUUGCACGACGUACGCCCUAAGCGACCGUUGCCGAUCUUUUGAAUCGGAUUAGCGAACGGAAGUAACACUAAUAACCAACCAAGAUGUGUGAUGAUGAUGUUGCCGCACUAGUUGUGGACAAUGGGUCCGGUAUGUGCAAAGCGGGAUUCGCCGGAGAUGACGCACCACGUGCUGUCUUCCCCAGCAUUGUUGGACGCCCACGUCAUCAAGGUGUGAUGGUCGGCAUGGGUCAAAAGGACAGUUACGUAGGAGACGAAGCGCAAAGCAAAAGAGGUAUACUUACUUUAAAGUAUCCUAUAGAACACGGUAUCAUCACCAACUGGGAUGAUAUGGAGAAGAUCUGGCACCAUACCUUCUACAAUGAACUGCGUGUCGCUCCGGAGGAACACCCAGUUCUCCUCACCGAAGCCCCUCUGAAUCCAAAAGCUAACCGUGAAAAGAUGACCCAGAUUAUGUUCGAAACUUUCAACAGCCCUGCCAUGUACGUCGCCAUCCAGGCCGUGCUGUCGCUGUACGCCUCCGGUCGUACCACCGGUAUUGUCUUGGACUCGGGUGACGGUGUUUCUCACACCGUACCCAUCUACGAAGGUUAUGCCCUUCCUCAUGCCAUCCUCCGUUUGGACUUGGCCGGUCGUGAUUUGACCGACUACCUUAUGAAGAUCUUGACCGAAAGAGGUUAUAGCUUCACCACCACGGCUGAGCGAGAAAUUGUCCGCGACAUCAAGGAAAAACUUUGCUACGUCGCCCUGGACUUUGAACAGGAAAUGGCCACUGCCGCAGCUAGCACCUCUCUUGAGAAGAGCUACGAGUUGCCUGAUGGACAGGUCAUCACCAUCGGUAACGAGAGGUUCCGUUGCCCGGAAGCUCUCUUCCAACCAUCCUUCUUGGGUAUGGAAUCCUGUGGUAUCCACGAGACCGUGUACAACUCCAUCAUGAAGUGCGAUGUCGAUAUCCGUAAGGACCUGUAUGCUAAUACUGUAUUGUCUGGUGGUACUACCAUGUACCCGGGUAUUGCCGAUCGUAUGCAAAAGGAAAUUACCGCCCUGGCUCCAUCGACCAUCAAGAUCAAGAUCAUUGCGCCCCCUGAGAGAAAGUACUCUGUAUGGAUCGGUGGAUCCAUUCUGGCUUCCCUGUCCACUUUCCAACAGAUGUGGAUCUCCAAGCAGGAAUACGACGAGUCCGGCCCAGGCAUUGUCCACCGCAAGUGCUUCUAAGAUGUUGCACCUAACACGGCAGUUCAUCAUAUUUACCUGCUUUCUUUUCUUUUUCCAUUUGUAAUCGCGAUUUUCGAUCCGCGACCUAGGUGUACUUUGGCUGGAGAGAAGAAAAAGAAAAGAAUGCAGAAUUGAGGGAGGGACGGGGAGAAACUAGGUUUGGGAAAGGAAAAUUGCUGAAGUGCCUUUAUUCUACACAUUUAUCAGACUGUACUUUAUUAUGUAGUUUAUACAACAUGACUGUUUGUUAUUGACGUUAAUUAAUUUAUCGACAAUAAUCUCCUUGGCCAUCACAACGAGUCCUGGAUCUUGUAAACACGUAUACGCAGACUUAUAUGCAUCAUUCUGGCACACGCACAUAUGCACACAUACAAAGGCUUUCUUGAAAUCGUAAGCACACGUAAUUUGGCAUUUGCGAUACGCACGGGGUGGUAAUCGACGAGGAUGUCAAGUAUAUGAUAUGGGAAACCAUAACCAGGCGCAUCGACGUUGGCUCAUAUUGCUGCCUGGCGUAUU
Messenger RNA from Habropoda laboriosa, 1767 nucleotides. Its product is annotated as actin, muscle. The transcript has 4 exons. Bases 121 to 1251 code for a protein of 376 amino acids. The record is from RefSeq and is a predicted model, not a curated record. Gene Ontology annotation, biological process: mitotic cytokinesis. Lineage: Eukaryota; Metazoa; Arthropoda; Insecta; Hymenoptera; Apidae.